Atta colombica is the source of this 1658-nucleotide messenger RNA. It is a transcript of the gene Fbxo42, whose product is annotated as F-box only protein 42-like. Lineage: Eukaryota; Metazoa; Arthropoda; Insecta; Hymenoptera; Formicidae. The record is from RefSeq and is a predicted model, not a curated record. The transcript is spliced from 7 exons. Gene Ontology annotation, molecular function: protein binding. Bases 111 to 1658 code for a protein of 515 amino acids.
GAAUGAACUUUUUCAUCUCCAUGUGGAAAUGAGGAUAUUUCAAGUCCAAAAUUUUUACAUAAAGUACAGUCGAUUUUCGUGGUACGCUUGUGAUUGUUAUUCCAUGCAAAAUGCAAUGCAAAAUCAAUGAUCUACCUGACGAAUUGUUGGAGUAUAUCCUAAGUUUGAUACCACCUUACAAAGAUCUCCAAGAGUGCAGACUCGUUUGUAAAAGAUGGUACCGCGCUACUAAAAAUGUAAUAGAGCAUAAUGAAGCGCAUUUUCAAAAGUCUGUCGCUUUUGGAUCUUUGCUAUGGAAUUCAUUACCAUCUAUGCAUUGGAUAUCUACUAUUGGAAAAAGACACUCACAUUCUGCUUGUAUAUAUGAUAACUCUAUGUAUGUUUUUGGUGGCUGUACAGCUACAAUGACAACAUUCAAUGAUUUAUGGCAGUUAGAUUUAGGCACAAGAACAUGGGUUAGACCAAUCACUAUGGGCAACUAUCCAUCGCCUAAAGCUUGUGCCACUAUGCUGUAUUAUAGGAACAGCUUAAUUUUAUUUGGAGGUUGGUCUCAUCCGUCGCCAUAUCCUUUACAUCAGCAGUGGAAAUUGUUUAAUGAAUUACAUGUAUACUGUAUAAAAUCAAAUAAAUGGACUGCUAUAAACACAUUAGAAACUCCACCACCAACAUCUGCACAUUCUGCAACAAUACAUAGGAAUUUAAUGGUUGUUUUCGGUGGAGUUUGUAAUGGAUACUACAGUAGUUCUAAUGAUGUAUGGUGCUUAAAUUUGGAUUCAUAUACCUGGCAUAAACAAAAUACAUCAAAUUUGAAGCCGCAGCCACGUUAUGGCCAGUCGCAAAUUAAACUUGGAGAGAAACAUUUACUUGUACUUGGAGGUUGUACAGGACCAAAUGCUGCUAUGAAUGAUGCUUGGCUAUUAACGAUGGAAGGUGAGUCUUGGACAUGGAAGAAAAUCAAUAUGCACAAUACUGAAUGGGCACCAACGCGUAUUUGGUGUCAUCAGGCUUGUAAGGUGGGAAAUUAUAUCAUUGUACUUAGUAAAAAUAGACGUCAAACAAAGCCAAAUGAUAUGAGUAUCUCAUUGAGAAAGGUUCAAAGGAGUACUUCACCACGUUUAUGUGAAUCAAAUCUUUUGACCGAAAGGCAAGGCAACGUAUCUGUAGAUAAAGAUGAAAAUAUAAAUGGACGGCAUGGAGCAUUCUCUAGAUCACAUUCGCAAAAUGCACAUCCUUCAUCGCAUACAUCUAAUAUCUCAAAAACGAUACCGUUUUAUGGUGAUAAUACCCUAAGCAUGGCCGCAUUUCGCGAUCAACCUCUUCGUAGUAACGCAAUCUCGAAUAGACAACGUCAGUUGGAAUCGUUAAGAAGAAUGGAGGAGAAAAUUCGUAAUAAGAAGACACAGCUGAUGAAAGUAUCCAAAAAAGCUGAGAACACAUUAUCGAUAUUUGUAUUAGAUAUUACUAAUGUUCUUUCGGACGACUGCAAUGCUUUGUGGAUUCCCUUAAAACAAAAUGAUCGUUCGGGACCCGAUGAGAGAAUUCUAUAUUCUCUUGUAGUGGGAAGGGGAGAAUUAAUAGUUUUUGGAGGUAUUCGUAGAGAUGAUUCUGUAGUAUAUAAUGAUCUCCAUUUUAUAAACCCACCUCGAUAUGUUAUUUAA